CAAAGCAUGUCGGGAGUGCAUCUGACACAACUGGAGAAAGAGCAUAUACUUUCUGAAACAAAAGACUUGAGCAUUGCUACUCCUGAGGAAUUUGUUCACAGAUUUGGAGGAACUCAUGUUAUAAAUAAGGUGCUUAUAGCUAACAAUGGCAUUGCAGCUGUAAAAUGCAUGCGCUCUAUAAGACGAUGGGCGUAUGAAAUGUUUAGAAAUGAACGUGCAAUACGUUUUGUUGUCAUGGUUACUCCAGAAGAUCUGAAGGCAAAUGCAGAGUAUAUUAAACUUGCUGAUCACUAUGUUCCUGUACCUGGUGGGGCAAACAAUAAUAACUAUGCUAAUGUUGAACUAAUUUUAGACAUUGCUAAGAGAAUGAAUGUCCAGGUGGUUUGGGCUGGCUGGGGACAUGCUUCAGAAAAUCCCAAGCUUCCUGAAUUGUUAAAUAAAAAUGGAAUAGCAUUUAUGGGCCCAUCUGACAAGGCAAUGUGGGCUCUUGGCGAUAAAAUUGCUUCUUCUAUUGUAGCUCAAACAGCAGGAAUACCAACUCUACCUUGGAGUGGUUCUGGCCUUAAAGCUGAGUGGAAUGAAAAUACUGAUUGCAAGAUUAAAAUUCGUUCUGAACUGUACAAAAAAGGUUGCGUAUCUGACGUCGAUGAAGGUUUAAAGAUUGCUCAAGAAAUUGGGUUUCCUGUGAUGAUAAAAGCUUCUGAAGGUGGAGGCGGAAAGGGAAUCAGAAAAGCUGCUAGUAUUGAUGAUUUUCCAACCCAAUUUCGUCAGGUUCAAACAGAAGUUCCUGGUUCUCCUGUGUUCAUCAUGAAAAUGGCAACAUCUGCAAGACAUUUGGAAGUACAGCUGUUAGCAGAUUCGUAUGGAAAUGCCAUAUCAUUAUUUGGUAGGGACUGUUCAAUCCAAAGGAGGCACCAAAAGAUUAUUGAAGAAGCACCUUGUGUUGUUGCAAAUCCGGAUAUCUUUGAACAAAUGGAAAAAGCUGCUGUUAGAUUGGCCAAGAUGGUCGGUUAUGUAAGCACAGGAACAGUGGAAUACUUGUAUGAAGACGAUGGAAGUUUUUAUUUUUUGGAACUCAAUCCCAGACUUCAGGUUGAACAUCCUUGUACAGAGAUGGUUGCUGAUGUGAACUUACCAGCUUGCCAGUUGCAAAUUGCUAUGGGAAUCCCACUGUACAGAAUAAAAGACAUAAGAUUGCUGUAUAAAGAAAAAUCUUGGAGUGACUCUAUCAUUGAUUUCGAUAAUCCACCUCAUAAGCCUCGCCCUUUGGGCCAUGUGAUUGCUGCCAGAAUCACGAGUGAGAACCCAGACGAAGGCUUCAAGCCAAGCGCUGGCACUGUUCAGGAACUUAACUUCAGGAGCAACAAAAAUGUGUGGGGAUACUUCAGUGUGACUGCAUCAGGAGGACUGCACGAAUUUGCAGAUUCACAGUUUGGGCACUGCUUUUCAUGGGGAGAAAAUCGGAGAGAAGCAAGAGAAAAUCUUGUUGUUGCUUUAAAAGAAUUGUCAAUUAGAGGCGAUUUCAGGACGACUGUGGAGUAUUUGAUCACCCUUUUGGAGACAGAAGAUUUUCAAAAGAAUAAUAUUAACACUAGCUGGCUUGAUCACUUGAUUUCUGAAAAAGUUAAGGCAGAAAAACCAGACACCAUGCUCGCUGUAAUUUGCGGUUCUUUGCAUGUUGCUGAUCGAACUAUACUGGAUAAUUUUCAUAACUUUCAAGUUUCUCUUGAAAAGGGACAGAUAUUGCCUUCAAAUGUUCUCACCAAUACUGUUCAUGUUGACUUAAUUUAUGAAGGAAUUAAGUAUAAAAUGGAGGUUACAAAAUCUGGUCCAAAUCGGUACUUUCUGGUCCUUAAUAAUUCAUACAAAGAGAUAGAAGCUCAUCGCCUCAGUGAUGGCGGAUUGUUGUUAUCUGUAGAUGGUGCCAGCUACACAACAUAUGUUAAAGAAAAGAUUGAUCACUACAGAGUUGUCAUUGGAAAUCAAACAUGUGUUUUUGAAAAGGAAAAUGACCCUACAAUAUUACGAUCUCCAUCGACUGGGAAGCUGUUACAGUUUCUUGUAGAAGAUGGUGCCCAUGUCUACCCUAACCAACUUUAUGCUGAAAUUGAAGUUAUGAAAAUGGUGAUGACAUUAACAGUUAGUGAAAGUGGGUGUAUUCACUUUGUGAAACGACCUGGGGCUGUUUUAGAAGCUGGAAGUAUAUUGGCUCGUUUGGAGUUAGAUGAUCCUUCUCAAAUGAAAAGAGCACAGUUAUUUACCGGUCCCCUUCCAAAUGACGAUUUUCCAAAUUGUCAUGGCGAUAAAUUGAACCAAGUCUUUCAAGCUUCUAGACAUGUUUUGGAUUGCAUAUUAGAUGGCUAUGCACUGCCUGAUCCCUAUUUUGCUCCCAAAAUGACGGAAGCUGUUGAUACAUUCAUGCGAACAUUGAGGGAUCCCAGCCUGCCUCUUCUGGAAUUGCAAGAAAUAAUAUCGUCAAUAUCCGGUCGAAUUCCUUCUAAUGUAGAGAAGAACAUCAAAAAGCUAAUGUCUAUGUAUUCCAGUAAUAUCACAUCAGUUUUAGCACAGUUUCCAAGCCAACAAAUAGCAAGUACUAUAGAUUCCUAUGCAGCUACUCUGCAGAAAAGAUCUGAUAGAGAUGUUUUCUUUAUGACCACACAAGGAAUUGUGCAGUUGGUGCAAAGAUAUAGGAAUGGCAUUCGAGGACGUAUGAAAGCUGUUGUUACAGAUCUCUUAAAACAGUAUUUAUCAGUUGAAACAGAAUUCCAAAAUGGACAUUAUGACAAAUGCGUCACUUUAUUAAGAGAAAAGAACAAAGAAGAUAUGGCUGUUGUUGUUGGAAAAAUAUUUUCUCACCUACAAGUUCAAAAGAAAAACCAACUCAUAAUCAAACUUAUAGAUCAUCUUUGUGGCCAUGAGCCUGGUCUAACUGAUGAACUUGCUUCCAUUUUGAGUGACCUUACUACUCUCAACAAAUCUGAAAAUUCAAAAGUCGCUCUUCGAGCUCGUCAGGUUUUGAUUGCUGCCCUACAACCACCAUAUGAACUCAGGCAUAAUCAAAUGGAAUCCAUUUUCCUAUCUGCAAUUGACAUGUAUGGUCAUGAUUUUUGUCCUGAAAAUCUGAGAAAACUCAUUACCUGUGAGUCAUCAAUAUUCGAUGUGCUGCAAGAUUUUUUCUUUCAUAGUAAUGUGGUGGUUAGAAGAGCUGCUUUGGAGGUAUAUGUACGAAGGGCUUACAUUUCCUAUGAACUAACGUGUCUUAAGCAUGCUUGUUUGGUAUCUGGAACAUGUGCUGCAUUAUUUCAGUUUUUGUUGCCAUCUUCUCAUCCAAACAGGGCUGCAUGUAAUUUAGAAAGCAAGGAGGCAUUGUUGUCCACUUGGGAUGCUAAAGACUCUUAUGAAAAUGCGAACCGUUUGGGUCUUUUGGCAGCAUUUAAUAGCUUUUCUUCCUUUGAAAGUGACUUUGAAAGUUUAGUUGAAGUCUUUGAAAUGGCGGAGUGGUCACAAAAAAUGUAUGAUAAUAACACCAGUGAAGAAGAAGGUGAUAAUUUAUCAGCGUCAGAAAAUUAUUCGGCAGACUAUAAAGACAUCAUGAACGUUGCUGUUUUAAUGCCCAACAUGGAAGAUAUGCAGUAUAGUGAAAUAUUUUUGAAGUUCUGCUUAAAAAAUUUAGAAGUCUUUACGAAAAAGAAAAUUCGACGAAUAACUUUUAUUGUUUUGCGUAAGCAUCGCUUUCCAAAAUACUUCACAUAUAGAGCAAGGGAUAAUUUCCAAGAAGAUCGCAUUUAUAGACAUCUUGAACCUGCAUUGGCUUUUCAACUGGAAAUUAAUCGUUUACAAAAUUACAAUUUAGAAGCCGUUCCUACUGCCAAUCAAAAAAUGCAUUUAUACUUAGGAAAAGCUAAGGUAGCCAAAGGUCAAGAGGUAACGGAUUAUAGAUUUUUCAUACGUUGUAUCAUCAGGCAUUCAGAUUUAGUCACCAAGGAAGCUUCUUAUGAAUAUCUUCAAAAUGAAGGUGAAAGACUGCUUCUAGAAGCCAUGGAUGAGUUGGAAGUUGCAUUUACUCACCCACAGGCAAAGAGAUCUGACUGCAAUCACAUUUUUUUGAACUUUGUACCGAAAGUGACUAUGGAUGUUUCCAAAAUUGCUGAAAAUGUUCGUGCAAUGGUGAUGAGAUAUGGGCCUAGACUUUGGAAACUACGUGUGCUACAAGCUGAGCUGAAAAUGACUAUCAGACUCACGCCUACUGCAAAAUGCAUGCCAAUCCGCUUAUAUUUGUCUAAUGAAAGUGGAUAUUAUUUGGAUAUGAACCUGUACAAAGAAGUUACUGAUCCUGGUACUGGAGUUACUAAGUUUGAAGCCUGGGGUCACAAACAGGGUCCACUUCACGAUCUUCCCAUAUCAGUUCCUUAUGUAACUAAAGAUUAUCUUCAGUUGAAACGUUUUCAGGCACAGUCGAAUGGAACAACAUAUGUUUAUGAUUUUCCAGACAUUUUUCAGCAAUCCUUGGCUCGUUUGUGGGAAGAAUUUACCAUUGGACGCCCUGAAAUUGAGGUUCCUUCUCAAUUGUUGAAGUACACAGAGCUUGUACUUGAUGCAGGCCAAAAUUUGGUUGAAAGAAAAAGAUUACCUGGCGAAAACGAUAUAGGUAUGGUAGCCUGGAAAAUGACAUUCUUCACCCCUGAAUAUCCCAAAGGCAGAGAUGCUAUUGUAAUUAGUAAUGAUAUCACUUAUUUGAUUGGAACAUUUGCUCCUCAAGAGGAUUUCCUAUUUUUGAGAGCUUCUGAAAAGGCUCGUGAACUAGGCAUUCCACGCUUAUAUAUAUCAGCAAAUAGUGGAGCUCGUAUUGGAUUGGCUGAAGAAAUUAAAUACAUUUUCAAUGUUGCUUGGAUUGACCCUGAAAAUCCUGAUAAGGGAUUUAAAUACUUAUAUCUAACGCCUGACAAUUUCAAGAAAAUUAGUGCUAUGAAUUCAAUUCAUGCUACCUUAAUAGAAGAUGAUGGGGAAUCAAGGUAUAAAAUUACCGACAUCAUAGGAAAAGAUGAGGGUCUUGGGAUAAAAAAUUUAAAGUAUGCUGGUAUGAUAGCUGGCGAAUCUUCUCAGGCAUACAAAGAUAUUAUAACUCUGAGUAUGGUAACCUGUCGGGCUAUUGGGAUUGGGGCAUAUUUAGCAAGGCUUGGCCAGAGAGUCAUUCAGAUUGAAAAUUCUCAUAUUAUUCUAACUGGAGCUGCUGCUUUAAAUAAACUUUUGGGGAGAGAAGUUUAUACUUCAAAUAACCAACUUGGUGGCGUUCAAAUUAUGCACAAUAAUGGAGUUUCUCAUGUUACUGCAGCUGAUGACCUUGAAGGAAUUUAUAUCAUGUUGAAGUGGUUGUCCUAUAUGCCAAAGGCUAAAGGCUGUGAACUGCCUGUUAUAGAGCCAUUAGAUGGUAUUGAUAGAGAUGUUGUUUUCACACCAUCACGUCUUCCUUAUGAUCCAAGGUAUCUACUUGCCGGGAGAGAAAGCCCUAAUCUACCAGGAUUUUGGGAAGAUGGCUUUUUUGACUAUGGAUCCUUUGUGGAAAUCAUGCAACCAUGGGCCCAAACUGUUGUUUGUGGGCGUGCACGCUUGGGUGGCAUUCCAGUUGGUGUGAUUGCAGUUGAGACGCGGACGGUUGAAAUUGAUAUCCCAGCUGAUCCUGCUAAUCUGGACUCUGAAGCAAAAGUAUUCUCACAAGCUGGCCAAGUUUGGUUCCCAGAUUCUGCUUAUAAAACAGCUCAAGCCAUAAAUGAUUUUAACAAGGAGGAAUUACCACUAAUUGUGUUUGCUAACUGGAGAGGAUUUUCUGGUGGAAUGAAAGAUAUGUAUGACCAAGUUUUAAAAUUUGGGGCAAUGAUUGUGGAUGCUUUAAGAGAAUAUCAGCAACCAAUUAUUGUUUAUAUUCCACCAUAUGCUGAGCUUAGAGGAGGUGCUUGGGUUGUUGUUGAUGCCACCAUCAAUGAUAAACACAUGGAGAUGUAUGCAGAUCCUGAUAGCAGAGGUGGCAUUUUAGAACCUGAAGGCACCGUUGAAAUUCGUUUCCGGAAGAAAGAUCUUGUGAAGACCAUGCACAGGAUUGACCCAGUAUGUAGAAAUAUUUUACAUCAGAUGAACUCGUCAGAAAUGAAGCCAGAACAAAGAGGUGAUUUGGAGGAGCAGUUACAUCAGAGGGAGGAUGCUCUUCUGCCCAUAUAUCACCAAGUAGCUCUGAAAUUUUCAGAUCUUCAUGAUACUCCUAGGCACAUGAUGGAUAAAGGAGCAGUACAGGAAAUCAUUCCAUGGGCUAAGUCAAGGACUAUUCUGUAUUGGCGUUUACGCCGGCUUUUGCUACAGAACCGAAUCAAAGCAGAAAUCCUGUCCGUCAAGCCUUCUCUUAGUGAUGGUGAAGUAGAAUCCAUGCUCAGAAGAUGGUUUGUGGAAGAACAUGGUUCUGUGAAUCAAUAUUUGUGGGAUGACAAUAAAGCUGUUGCAGAUUGGCUUGCUGUUCAACUAGAUUCUUCUGUUGAAAGGUCACAUAUUUUGGAGAACAUUGAAUGCCUGCGUAGGGAUUCUGUCAUGUCUCAGAUACGCAGCUUGUUGCAGUCUCAUCCAGAAGUAGCCAUGGACUCUGUGAUACACAUCAUUCAAAACAUGACUCCUCAGCAAAGAUCUGAUAUCCUUAACACUAUUCGGGCGUUUGAAUCUCGAAUCUCUGAACCUCCAUCCGUUACUGAUGCCACUGAUUCAACAACAAACUUAACAUAACUUAGAAUGUGAGAUUCAAAACAUUUACAUGCAACAUCCUAUCGUCAGGGCCGGAUUUGGAAGUGUGGAGGCCCCUAAUCAGGGUUCGAAAAGAUCACCAUAUUUUCGAAAAUAUCCGAUUCUAAUAUUAUCGAUAAUUGCAUCGAUAAUAAUAUUAUUUUUAUGUAAGCAUUCUUUGUAGAAAUACAAAAAAAAAAAAAUGUCUGGGAGAAAAACUUAAAAUUUGCUAAUCUGUGAAAGUUAGGAUAUUUUGUAAAAAUUUUACUGUGGGGGGCCCCUUUGUUGUGGAGGCCCUGGGGCAAUAGCCCCGCCUGCCCUCCCCUAAAUCCAGCCCUGCCUAUCGUCCCUCCCCCUUGCAAAGUUGCUUUUUAUCUGUAUAUAUUUUCAAAUGCUUGGAAUAAUAUGUGAACUACUCUGUGAAUAACACUCUUCAAUAUACAGGUACUUAUUCAAAACCUCAAAAGAAUCACUCAAGUUCUGAUGUUCCCAACAUCAUUUCUGCUGUGUAGUCUCAGAUUAGUAUCUGUGAAUUUUACAACAGACAAUUCGCAGGUACUCCGAAAUUUUAAAACAUAUUUGCCUAACAACCACUUGCACUCAAGACCUAUCUGUUUUCAAUCAAGCUGACUUUUUCUCAAGCUAGAGCAGCAGCUGAAAACGAUUUACUAAGUGACUCAAAAGUUUUGCAAUAAGUUACAAACUGCAUUUUAUUUAUUUUUUUUACUAAUAAUAAUGUUAUCUUAGAAACCUUACAGUCAAACCCCUACAGGCUAUCAUGUUGCCCUGUUUUAGGAGUUGUCCACAAAUGAGGUCAGGUUUUCAAGGGCGUACUGAGCCCUGCAAGAGGGCAUCAACCUUGGUCUCCAAAGGAUGAAAAAAAAAAGGUGCACAAAAAAUGUUUAAAAGUGUGAAAAGAAAAAAAAAUAGAGCAAUUUAAAAAAAGUGCAAUUUUUUUAAAAAAAGAAAAAGAAAAGAAAAAAAAUGGUACACAGGUUUACGAGUUUAAAGAAAAGAAACACAUACAAAAAGAAGUCACACACCCUUUUGUUUUUUUCUGGGAACCCUCAUUUUCCAUUUACAGUAGAACCUGAAAAGUUGGCCACCUUUCUAUAUUGACCUUCUAUUGAAGUUGACCAGAAUUUCAUAGAUUGAACAGUAAAUAAUACAUUUCCAAUGAAAAUAAACCUCUUGAUGUUGACUCUUUACCAAGUUGCAUGUUGACAACUGAAAAAUUUAUGAGCUAUUGCUCACGGUUUUGCACACAAACUUGAUCACUUUUUCUGUUUUGUUGAAAAAUCCCUCCUCAUGUUCAGUUCCCUGAAACUUUUUUAUCUUUUAGUCAUUUUAUCUUACCCUCUUGAUGCUGGAUAGAUUUGGAAGAUUUUAUUUCAUUGUACAACAAUUUGCAAGCCCAGAAAAACUAUUUGAAGAAAUAUGGUUGUCAGUCAAAACAACAAGUCUCUAGCAGAAAAGUGUAGUAAGCUGCUAAUGAAGAUGAGCAAGUACCAAGCGAAGACAAGAGAAAAAAAACCGAGGGAUUCCAUAUGAGGCAGUGAAAAGCAAAGGGGCAUAAGUGCUAAAAUUAAAAAUUUGGAGAUAACUAGUACAAAAGGUACGUGAACUUCUCUGUUUUGGUGAAAAAGGUGGUACUAUACUUGCUUGCAACUUAAGUUGACAAUGACGUCAUGACGCAUGGAAGAAAAACCGAGUUAACAAAUAAAAUGUCACUCUUAUGCUAUUUCGCGAAUGAGAGGAGAUCGCCACCUGUCUAUGAGCUGCUAUUAGCUGGUGUGUUUAAUUCAAAUGGGGGAAAUGCUCUGCUUUGCUUCGCUUAUAAAAUUUGAAAAUAUUUAACGAUUGACAGAAAUUAUGACAAAUAAAGGUUAUGCAUGCAUGUGUUUAAUUAACUAAUGCGAUUUUUAAAGUGAAGAGCUUAAUUUCACCCGAAUAUCGGACAAGGCGUCUGGAAACAUUUCCUUCUCUUGGCCUCAGCUUCUUUCUCCAUCGUCAAGUAAGCUUGCAGUCGAGUAUAGUAAGUGCUGCUAUACAGCAUGAUUUAGAACAACUUGUGAAUCAAAGCCUUCCUAGGACUGGAACUUUAAACACGUUUUACUCGAAAUUUGUAAAUGUUCACUUACAUUCCU
Messenger RNA from Uloborus diversus, 8906 nucleotides. Its product is annotated as acetyl-CoA carboxylase-like. The record is from RefSeq and is a predicted model, not a curated record. Gene Ontology annotation, biological process: fatty acid biosynthetic process. The transcript has 51 exons. Gene Ontology annotation, molecular function: ATP binding; acetyl-CoA carboxylase activity; metal ion binding. The coding region runs from base 7 to 6762 and encodes 2251 amino acids. NCBI's taxonomy places the organism in Eukaryota, Metazoa, Arthropoda, Arachnida, Araneae, Uloboridae.